Babjeviella inositovora NRRL Y-12698 is the source of this 1434-nucleotide messenger RNA. RefSeq lists its product as uncharacterized. The coding region runs from base 328 to 1350 and encodes 340 amino acids. Gene Ontology annotation, biological process: regulation of DNA-templated transcription. The record is from RefSeq and is a predicted model, not a curated record. Gene Ontology annotation, cellular component: H4/H2A histone acetyltransferase complex; nucleus. Lineage: Eukaryota; Fungi; Ascomycota; Pichiomycetes; Serinales. The transcript has a single exon.
GAGUCUUCGACCCAGUCUUCGACCCAAUUUCUCCAUGGGACAUUUAAUUCUCAUCGCCGUUUGAUUAGAUUAUCCGUCAGCAGAAUCCAGAAUAUACUUCUCAACUUUCAGUCAAUCAACAUUUAGAUUCUCUAACCAUUUAUCGUUUCUCAAUCUAACAGCCAUUCCAGGCCGGCAUCAUAGACGGUUCAAAUAAUCACUCUCAUCACCGCAGCCAAAGAGAUACACAGGGGGCCCAAUUAUAGAUCAAGCCAUCGCAAUCUUUUUUUUUAUAUCAGUACCUUAGCUGAUUGUCUAGCUCCCCCUAAAAGCUGUCAGCAUCUCCUUAUGAAGCAGAAUAGCCCCAGUCCAUCCCCCACGCCGUCGCCCCCACGCGCAUGGACAACCGCAGAGGAGCUCAAGCUAUUUGAGCAGAUUUGCCAAAACAAGCCGCUUGGGGCGAAUGCGGUGCGCGCCGUCAUGACCAUCACACGCGCGUUGAAUGACCAUCGCCACACUCCCAGCGAUGAUGAAACGGCGUUACCCGAAGAUACGAUAGAGUUUACCGAGCACGACGUUAAAGCUAAGCUCCACCAGUUGUACAACAUGACCGCGUUGCAGGAGCUUGUGGAUGAAGUCGUGGAGGACUCCGAGGAGGAGCCCAAGGAGCCCGUGACGCGAAAGCGAACCCGGAGCUCGGUAGCACGCGUUAGAGAGAGCGGUUCUGUGUUGGACAGCAGCGAUAUCAGUGAUAUUGAGUCUGUAGACGAAGAGGAUGUGAAGGAAGACAAGGUUCAGCCAGAAAAGGUUGAGGACGACGAGGCCGGAAAACCAAGACACCACCCCAGCAAGUCUAUCGAAGGGCAAAGCGAUACGGACAAGGGUGGCUCAGAUAAGCCAGAAUCCGAGAUGAGUGGAAAUGAGAUAGAAGAUACGGACGAUGAGUCCAAAUCGCACACUGAAAAGUCUGAUGAAGAAAGCACUCGCUCGGACGAAGGGUCUGAGUCCGACGAUUCCAACGAGGAAAGUGGUAGUGGGGAGGAAGGGGACACCGAUAGGAAGAGAAGAAAGGUCGUAAGGCCAGCGAGCAAGCGCCAGAAGGUGGCAUCCAACGUUUCAACCCCAAAGAGGUCCACUCCAAGGCCUAAACAAACGCGCUCCGCCAUCAAAUCCGCGAUGAAAAAGACGGUUCCUACAACCCCAGCCAGGAAGGGUGUGAGCUCUGAAGUAAAUACCCCGUUGUCUUCGAGGCCUAGCACCAGGCGUUCCACCCGCAACACCCCUGCGGGGUCCGGGACCCCGGGUGUGGAGGAGAGCGACAUGGAGACCCCAGCGAAAAGAAUCACGCGGAGAUCUGCCAGACGAAAGUAGACGGAUAUGUAUUAAUAUUUCCACUGGAAACAGGCUCGGAUUAUUUAGCUUGGAGGAUGUAGAAAUUACAGGAUUGAAUUGGAG